GAAGGAGGGAAAGGGAAGUCAAAGGAGAGAAAUGGUUUCUUUCCUUUUUAAAUACAAUAGCAACGCAUAUUGGGAAAAGAAUGAAUGGUCUAGAAAUCAUGGAUACAGUCGACCUUUAGAUACUUAUUUUAUACUGCAAUGGGUUAGUUCACUGACCUUGGAUAUUGGUUUCUUUGGAUUCUUGACACAUUUCGUCUCAGAUUAUACAACAUCUGUAAGUGAAUCAGCUAGUCUACAGGCAGAUUGGACGGAAUUUCGGAAUACAGCGCAAAUUCCUUGGUGGAUAAGUUGGAAUGCUGUCAUCAUGUUUGGAUUAAGUGGACUUGUCAAAGCAUUGAGUGUGACAACCUCAUUGAUUGACACUGAAGAUUUAACAGUAAAGCAACAACAAGUGCCUCGAAGUCAAACAUAUAUCAAGCGAUUUGGUAUUCCUGUGAUAGAUAGUUAUACAGGAAUAUGUAACAUUUGUCGGGUUAAAGUUGCCAAAACGACACGGCAUUGUAAAUUGUGCAACAAGUGUAUCGAUACUAUGGAUCAUCACUGCAAGUGGUUGAAUUGUUGUAUUGGAAAAAAGAAUUACAGAGUGUUUUUGUCACUGGUAGCAUGCUCUUUUUUGGCUUUAAUCUGGUACCUCUACACAGCUUUUUAUGUUACGUAUAUCGGCUUUUAUAGGAAGAAUGUGUUUCUUGUACAUGGUAAUAGAACACAAGAUGUGUACGUGUUUCAUUCGCAUAAAUGGGCUAAAACAGUUUAUGAUAAGCGCUCCGUUUGUUCUCGGUACAAGAUAUCAACGAUGAUAUAAAUGGAUUUUUUUAUAUUUGUAUGGCACUAGUAUUGGUCGUUACGUUACUUGCAAUGGUAUCAUUUAUUGCCAUCACAAGACUCUUCGUAUUCCACAUACAAUUAGUUAAACUGAAUAUGACUACGAUAGAGUAUUUGAAUAGAAGG
Molecule: messenger RNA, 948 nt
Organism: Rhizopus microsporus ATCC 52813
Lineage: Eukaryota; Fungi; Mucoromycota; Mucoromycetes; Mucorales; Rhizopodaceae
Product: zf-DHHC-domain-containing protein
Exons: 4
Coding region: 32-802 (256 amino acids)
Biological process (GO): peptidyl-L-cysteine S-palmitoylation; protein targeting to membrane
Cellular component (GO): endoplasmic reticulum; Golgi apparatus
Molecular function (GO): protein-cysteine S-palmitoyltransferase activity
Source: RefSeq, a predicted model, not a curated record